AUGUUCAACACGGAUGCUGCGGACGCAUUUUACCUGCGCCUUGGCAAUACCUCCUGCCUCGACGUCUCUACAAAGAAAUACAGCCCUACCUCCUCUCGUCAAGGCUUCCUGCGGCACCGCGGUGAUAGCCUCGGCGGGCCUGGUGACUCCCACGCUUAUGCGAUCAAUGACGCGUACCACCACACCUCGCACAGCAGCAAGAUGUUAGCGUUGCCGUUUCAGUCUCAGAGCGGCUCUUCGCGUGCCUAUACGCGCCUCGAAGGAGCCGUAGAGCCUCGAACGCCGUACGAACCCGUCAACUCUUGCCCUUACCCCUCGACGACAACAGCAAACCCAUCGUCCGCCACAACAACAGGUGGCGCGCUGCACUUACCGGCCGCGCACCGUCGCGUAGGUGCGUCGCUGCCCGUGGCUGGCAGCGGUGUGUGGGAACGUGCAGACUAUCUUCCCCGUUCAUGUCGCGUGUCGUCAGCCGCGGCGCCGCCAGCAUCAGUAGUUCACUCCAGCGACGCCUCCAGGGUUACCGCGGCUACGUCCACCCGCUUUGCCGGUGGCGGCGGUGGCGCCAACCUGCCUCCCCAGCGCGUACGUGUCCUCAACCGCAACGGCGUGAAUGGCGCUCGUUUGUACGGGUCGAUGGGGGCGACAACGCUUUCUGUCGCGCGGGGUGUCCGAGCAGCUUCGGGCACGGGAUCGACUCAGCGACCCUCUAGCGCCCCUUCGGCGAUGUCGGCUGCGGCAAGCGGCCGGCGGGACGGUGCGCCUUCAGCUGCGUAUACGACGAACACCUACGGCAGCAGGGGUGAUGAGUUUGGAAGGCUUCUAGCCGCCUCUGCGUCACAAUCUCCUCUCGCCUCCGCCCCCCGCUCGCAGAGAGCGACGGAGCACGAGCUACGCACAUCAGUCCCCGUCGCUCCUUCAAUCCAUGGGCUAGCUCGCUACUCGUCCGAAGACGCGUCGGUUGCCCGACGCAGCGCAGCCGCCAGCAACGGCAGCGGCGCGACGUCAUGGACAGCGGGGCAACGGAUGCGGCCGUACUUGCCGCUGUCCUCGUCAGCAAUGCACAAGCGCACCGCGACGGCGGCAUUGGAACAGGACGAUGGGGAUUAUACCAAAGUUUCCGCCGUGCCGGCGCACUCCACGAGGUGGUCCGCAGACCCGCCAUCGUCAAUGGCGUCUGUGCGUUCAGCACCCGCAGACGCAAGCUCACCAAGGGGCACAGGGGAGUCAGCCCUCAGCGCCGGGUCUCCAAAGAGACUGCAGUCGUACAAGGUCUCGUCGACAGUCGCGGAGCAGGAUCCACGCAGCAGUGAGGCGGACGCUGCAGAGCACGACAUCGAUGAAGGCGCAGCGACGUGGUGGACUGUCGACAUCGUCAUCAACUCUGCUCCGUGCCACGGUGGCUCCGCCUACGAGGAGGCCGCAGCGAUGAAGGCGGCAGCGCUGUUGCGGUCGCCAGCCGACAUGCGCACGCUCCGGUCGGUUCAGUGCCGGGCACCGGUGCUACCGGCCGAUGCGUCAGCAGACGAGGCAUGGGCCAUGACUCAGUCUCUUCUGCGCUGUAUCGCGCUUGCAUCCGUCGGUGCCUCCUCACCGCCGUGUGCACCGCAGGGCUACUUCUGUUUCAACACAGAUUUCAACGAAUACGUGCAGCUUUCCGCGGACACGCUGCCGCUGGCCAGUGCGCUGUUCAGCGUCGUGAUGGUGGCAUCAUCAGUCGACACUGCCCUCGCGGAGGAGCGUCGUGCAGGCUAUGCAGAGAUGUCGGAUGCAACGACGGAUGAGGCACAGACAGCCUUGGUGUCGACAUCAUACCCCGCUCUUCACGAUGACUACCUGCUCACGGGCGCCGCGCCAUCAUGUAACCACGAUGGCGCGGCGCCACACCACCACUGGAAUGACGCCGCCGAGCGUGGUGCGACUGCGGUCACCCCGCGCCCCCCUAGAGGCCGUCGUACCUCGGUGCUUCGUCAUGCGCUGCGUCCCUCGUUGCAGCCGCAUAACUGGGAGGGCGUAACGCCGUCGCCGCUCCCGCCGCAGCCGUCUGCCGCCGCGGGCAGUACAAGUCGACACCGACCUGCAUUUGACGGGAGCACCAGCAGCCACCACCAUCUCACCCCAGUGGAGGAGGUGUCCCCAUACCCACAAUGCCCUCGUAGGUCCUACGAGUCGGCGGUGAUGUCGCCAGGUGCGCGGGGCGACGGCGACUCCGCCGACGUGAUUCUUACGUACGACGGCGACACAGGCGAGGACGACAGUUACCCAAUGAUCUCGUACAGUGUGGAGAGCGAUGCUGGUGGUGCAGUCUACGGUGCCGCGUCUUCUCGUGCGCCGCCGACGUCGUGCAAAGGUCCUGCGCACGGCCACUACGUGGAUGGCGAUUGUGCCGCGGGGGAGGCGAUGAACGAUGCUGCUGAUAGCCGAUGCGGUAAUGACGCCGUGGGCUACAUCGAUGACGACGGCGAAGCUGCCCCACAAGCGGAGGCAGAAGAGGCCAUUGACGCGAAUGUCGUGUGCACUGCCAAGGCGGCGGAGCAUCAACUUCGCGCGAGUUACGGCAUCAGCAGCAGCAGCAGCAGCCCUGAGGGCACCAACCACCUUCGGUGCUUUCAUAACGCACCACCCUCAUCGAAACCGUUGACGCAACCGCUGUCAAACCCCUCAACUACGCACGGUGACCCUGCCCGGCUGGAAAGGGAUAGCAAGGCCUCGCCCCAGCGUCCGCCAACGGCACCCACCCAAGGCUACAGCCGCGUAGGCGUUUUCGCGGCAAUGCAAAGACCCUCUCCAUCGGCCCUGCCCGCUGCCCCUCUACAGCCGCCGCAGCAGCACCUGUUCUUUGACGACCCCGUCCUGCAGCGCUACUUCGAGAGUGCGUGCAAGCAGGCACCACCAUCUCCACAGCACGCCGCAGGGAACGCAGAGGGCGGCAGUGGCGGCCACUACCCUAUCUAUGUGCCGUCCCCGCCGUGCGCGGUUCCAGUGCCACCAUCGCCACCACUGCCACCACCACCGCCGGCGCAUGGCGCAUACAGGCCUGGGGCGCAUCCAUACUUUAACCCCUCCCCCUCGACGGCAUCGUCCGUGCCUGGGUUUGCGCCGACGCCACCAUUCAGCGCAUGUGGCACGGAGACGCUGACAACAACAAUGAAUCGAGUGCAGCGUGACGCCCUAAAUGUAUUGCUGCAGAGGUCCGCCCAGACACGGCAGCAGGCACCCAGCUCUCGGGUGCCUUUCCGGCCACCACCAACACCAUCCUCUAGCGGUGACGUGGCUGUCUCCGCUGCCCCUCUACGAGCGACGGCGUCCACGAGGCCUCAGGCACCCCGCGCAGCGGUAGACUCCGCGGUGGACCCUGCUGCCGCCGCCACGGGUGGAAUCGCCUCCACUGCUCACUGGCUCGUCACGCCCUCGCUCAGCUCGCUCUCUCGUCCUCUGCCGCUCCUUGUGACGGGCGCCGCCGUCCCUCAGGCGGUCGCAGCACCGCCACCAACGUCAGCGGAGGAAAGCACAGAUGCACCAAUGCGCCAAGACCGCUCUCCCCCUCCGCGAAAAGAGGAGCUUUCUGCAGCGACGGCCGUCGGGGUGGAUGUACCGCGUGAAGUAGAGGCGGAUGCCUCGGUCAGCGCCCACGCUGCGGCCGCUGCGAUCGCAGCGCUCCCCAAGUCGCGCGCGGACGCAGUGGAGGCGACGUCGCAAGACGAUCAGCACAACAGGGAGGAGGCACAGCGCCAUCAUAGUACGCACACUGCACCAACUCUGGAGGGCGGGGGGAAAGACAAGGCCGCUGCCGGCAUGAACGCGGACACGGAUCAUGGCGCAGAGAGACCCACUGUUGUCACGACGGCUGCCGCAGCCGUCGAGGAGAGUAGAAAGAGCAGGGGCUGUGGUGGUGACGCUCUUGGGUGCUUGGCCGGCGCAGAGACAACACCGACGCCUGCGGCUGGCAGUUCUGCUCCAGCUCCUGCUGCAGAUGAAAGUGAUGCGGUCGCUGCCGGCGUGGAGGCGCCCAAGGAGUCCGCUCGGACGUCUCCGACAGACACCGACAUGGAGCUGCCGGCCUCCGCUGUCGAUGCCGAGGAGUUUGGCACUCUGUCUGCCAGCGAAUCAGCUGCCGCUAAGGAAAAGAACAAGAAUGACUGCAGCCACUCCCAGAACCACGCUGCCGCCCCCGAUGCGUACCCAGUGGAGGCCGGCGACCCUGACACCAUUCUCACUGUCAUCGCUGUGGCUGCUCGUCAAGCUGCGUACAAGGUGGCCGACCAUUUGCCUGAGCAGGCGACGCUGUCGCCGGAGGCGCCGUACACGGCCGCCACGGCUCGACCAGCUGAGUACCCCACGGAAGCGCCACGAGCCCAGGGCGACGGCGACAUAGCGGGCGGAGCCAAGGCGCCCGGUGAGAGUAUCCGCAAUUGCGCGAGCGCCGCCGAGGUCGUGGACAUUGCCGCGCCUGACAGCACGAGUGACCUAGGUGCCCACAUCGCGGCAGCGGAAGCUGUAGGGAAGACCCCGGCCAGUGAUUCAGCCGCCGAGCCGGUGGACGCCGGGCAGCCCGGCAGGCAGCAGGAGGAAGCAGGCUGUACCCCAGAAGACGACACCCCCGAUACCAAUGUCUGCGUGGCACAGUUGGAGGCCAGUACCUGCGCCGAUGAUGUCCCUCUAUUACUCUCAGAGAAGCAGCCUUCCUCUGUAGCAGACGACAUAUCAAUGAACGCCGAGGGCAAGCGCGAGAAGGGCGAAGAGGUGGACUUGGCCUGCCUGGCGGAGCCGGCGCUCGAGGUGUCACCAGAGGUGCACGGCGACGAGCACCACGCUGUCGUGGGUGAGGGCAGCAAGGCUGCGUCGCCGCUACAGUCCGACCACAACGCGGAGUUGAGUGCUACCACCGACAAUGACGGAAACAAGGCACUCAGCGAGGCAGGAACCUCAGUUACGCAGCAGCUAAAAAGAACGAGUGAUGCGUCAGACUCACCGCAAGCCCUCGGCUCCGACAGCGAUGACGAGAUGGCGAACGCUGUCGCGGUGGACAUGCUGUCAAGCGAGAGCGUGGUAGCGGAGAAGAACCCGUUCGGCGCGGCGACAGAAGCGAAAGCCCUUGCAACACAGCCGGAUGUAGCAGCGGCCGCUGCACCCGUCAUCGUAGGUGGCGAUUCAACCCCAUUUUUGAUGAUUGCUGCGGCGAAGUUCCUGCCGGCGCCUGUGAUUUUGGUGGCGACCCAGCGGGAGAAAGAUGAGGACCCGGAUGCGCCGCCGCAGGUGCUACAUCACCGCGCCGCGGCAGCGGCAGCGGCGGCGGCGGCCAACGCCUUCUACGGUUUAUGGGAGGAGUCGAUGACGGAGGAUGGCACAGGUGACGGCGACGACGCCGGUGGCGCCGACCACAGUGACACGACCGCCGUGGGCGGGGAUGAAGAGGAGGGAGGUCAACAGGAUCGCAGUGCCACAUCCGAGGCUGUCACAACCGCCACGAUUACGACGAGUGAGGACGACAUCGAGGGGGCAGUGGAUGUACCCAUGGACGUCUUCCGUGACUCCCUCUCCCUCACAAACACGCCAACGCUGAUCCGCCGCGACGAAGGACGCGAUGAGAACACGUCGGUCGCCGCGACGGCGAGCUUGGCAGACCCGAUCGACAUGCUGACCCGCACCAUCGGCUCCGAUAUGCGCCUGCCGCUGGCGUCGCGUGCUGUGACACUUGUCGCUAAUCCUGACGCGGGCAUAGGCUCUACGGACGUACACUUCCAUCUCCGCCAAGAGUUCCCAUCCGCAGUCGCCAGCAAGGCUACAGGAGGCGCAGCUGCGGCCGUUGGUGAGAUCGGCGUCGCCGCCGAGGCACCUCGCCAUCAUGCCGGAAACGAGGCGUCCGUGUUUUCUGCGGAAGUGGCACAGCGGGUCCAAGCUUCCUCGCGCGCAGCGCAUUUCGUGUCGCCCGCAUCUGCAUCCUCACCACCGUCGGCGGCGUCACAGCCGGUUGCGUCGCCGAACAGGUCUACGGUGCGAACCACUGUGGACGCCAAUGCUGGUAGCGAUCGGCUCUCGAGUGCGUUGCGAGAGGCAGAGGCGUCGCCCGACGCCAUCGAUGACGGACCACGCGUGGAGCCGCACAGAAGCACCGCGACGCGGGUGGACGGCCCCGUACUUCCGCUCUUUGAGGUGUCUGGUGACGUUGGCGGUGACGGCGCGGCCACCCUCAAGAUACCAAUGCCCACAGCGGCGUUAGAGGUCGGUGCGGCCGACGCCCCACAGCCGUCGCCGUUGCUGCUGCGGCCAUUUGCGCCAACGUCGCAGACAAGCAAGCCCGCAGUGCCGCUGCCACUCUCGCCGGCACAGGUACUAUCACUGCCCACGCCGUCGUUGCUACCGUCCCCGCCGCUCAGUGAAGGCGCCAUGAGGAAGACGAUGGUGCUGCUGGGCUUUCCCGGAUCGGCGUGGGAGUUCAUCAUGACCCACCACUACGAGGGUAUGCAUGACGCCUUCACGAAGGACUCUGCCGUGGCUGCCAACGUCCCCAUCUCCGCGAUUCAGGACGUGCGCUAUAGCAAGGGGAGCCUCAUGGUCGAUUUGUAUGUGCUGCACCCGGCGAGUUCCAGUGAGAACUUCAUCCGGGAUCAGAUGUCUAGCUACGCGUAUCCAACUCUCUGGGCCUUUUACGAGGUGAAGAAGCGCGAGAGGAAGCAGCUCCUGCACAGCCACAGGAUGGGCGUAGCGGGUGCGAUGCCGGCGAAGCGUCUGUCACCGCUUUUAAUGCCCACGCUUUCAUCACAGGAGGAGGUGAGCUGGACAGCCUCGUAG
Molecule: messenger RNA, 6792 nt
Organism: Leishmania major strain Friedlin
Lineage: Eukaryota; Euglenozoa; Kinetoplastea; Trypanosomatida; Trypanosomatidae
Exons: 1
Coding region: 1-6792 (2263 amino acids)
Source: RefSeq, a predicted model, not a curated record